Molecule: messenger RNA, 1289 nt
Organism: Monoraphidium neglectum
Lineage: Eukaryota; Viridiplantae; Chlorophyta; Chlorophyceae; Sphaeropleales; Selenastraceae
Exons: 1
Source: RefSeq, a predicted model, not a curated record
AUGUCCCCUCUGCCAACAUCAGGCGUGGUAGAUUUUGAGAGUGCCUGGGCAGCUGCAGUGAGCGCUCGUAAGCAUGCAGCCUCCGGCGCCGGCCCCGGCGGCCCCGUCUUGCCACCAACCGCCGCGGCCGCCCAUGCCCCGGCUGCUUGCCCCUCCGGCGUCCUGCGCCCGCCCGCACGCUCCGUGUCCACCGCCUCUGAUGAGGACCCUUUGAUGCAGCUGUACGGAAGCUACCUCCGCCAGGGUAGUGCCACCUUCAGCCUCGCGUUCGUCCAGCCUAUUGAUGACGGGACUGACGGCCUUGAGGGCGGAGCCGCCGCGGCCACGGGCUCCGGCAUUGGCGGAGGCCGCGGCCUGCUGCGGCGCGGCAGCUCGCUGAUCGCUGUGGCAGCGGAGUUCGCCACCACUGGUGCAGACGGGCGCCCCGGGCUCGUUGCCGCUCAGAUAGAAUGCGUCAGCGUUGUCAGCGUCGCCCCCGCCGCCGCGUCUCCAGCAUGGGGUGUGCCACCAGCUGCCCGCCUGGGGCCCGCCACGGCCGCGCCUCGCCAACCCGAGCCACAGCCACCGCCCAUGUCCCUGCAGCAGCAUCCGUGGCGACAGCAGUCGUUUGAUCUGAUCGCAGCUGCCAUGCGGCUGCCGAGUGGUGACGUCAUCUUUGACGAGGAGUUUGACGCCGCCACGCUGCUGCCUGAGGACGAGCCACGGCAGCUGCAGCAGCACCAGCCGCAGGAUUCCCCAGCACUGAACAGCAGCGCUAUCGGUCGGUGGCCUGACCAGCCGCCAGCUGAGUGUGCCACGCAGGCGCAGCUGCCGCCCUGGGCGGGGGCAGCGCGGGGCCCGGCAGAUGGCCCGCACGCCCCUUUCAGCCGUGGCCAGAUGCCGCCGCCGCCACCGGUCGCACUGGUGCAAGGAGCUGGCGGCCCCGCGUGGCACCGGCUCAGGCGCGCCAGCUUUGUCGGCGGGGUGCCACCGCCCUUCAUGGCGCUGGCCCCGGGCCAGUUGCAGGGCAGCGGGGGCUCUUGUGCUGGCGGCGGUGGCGGCAGCCUCGGGGGGCCAGUGAUCACCAUCCCCCUGCACACGCGCCUCAGCAGCAUGGGCAGCGCUGACAGCGCUCACGACGCCUUUGCGCCCGGCGGCGCCGGGGCGGGUGCGCACAUGGGGACCCAACUGCUGCGCGGCAGCUCGUCCUUUGAGCAACUGCAGUAUCACCAUAGCCUGCAGCAGCAGUACGCGCUAUACCAUCAGCGUUCUAUGCACUUUCAGCAGCAGCCAAGGCAGCAGCAACACCA